UAUACAUAUUUGUAUAUCGGUAAUCAGAAUAGGAUUUCUUGUUACAAGUGCUCGGGUUUUUUUUUUUUUUUCUUAUUUAUAUUGUCGUCAUAGUUGUACAGUCUAUUCAAUUCAUUGAAUUACCUUGUAUUUAUACAUAUACAUAUCGACCGGGAGAGGAGAGAAGCACUGCACAUGGCGUCGGAGGAAGUUGUCGAUUUGGAGCACCAAAAUCACAACUUUCACUUCGAGAAUGGACCUGCCGCAGCCAUCUUCUCCAAAGCCACUCUCCCUGUCACUCUCAAGUUUAAGGAUGUGAUCUACAAAAUCAAAAUCGAGAAACCAGGAAAGUUCGUUAAAGCCGCCGGGAAAUCGGAGGAGCGGACGAUCCUCAAGGGAAUCUCCGGCGUGGUCUCGCCGGGAGAGAUUCUCGCCAUGCUCGGCCCCUCCGGCAGCGGCAAAACCACGCUCCUCACCGCACUCGGCGGCCGCCUCGGCGGCCGCCUCGCCGGCAGCGUGUCCUACAACGGCCGGCCGUUCUCCAACGCUAUGAAACGCAACACUGGAUUCGUUACCCAGGACGACGUCCUCUAUCCUCACCUGACGGUGACGGAGACCCUCGUCUACACAGCCCUUCUUCGGCUGCCACGUGUCCUCUCGAAAGCCGAGAAGACGGCUCACGCCGAAGCCGUCAUCGCGCAGCUCGGCCUCACGCGCUGCCGGAACAGCAUCAUCGGCGGGCCGCUCCUCCGCGGAAUCUCCGGCGGCGAGAGGAAGCGCGUGAGCAUCGGCCAGGAAAUGCUGAUCAAUCCGAGCCUCCUGUUCCUCGACGAGCCGACUUCGGGGCUCGACUCCACGACGGCGCAGCGCAUCGUGUCGACUCUGUGGGAGCUCGCUAACGGCGCCAGAACCGUCGUCAUGACCAUCCACCAGCCGUCGAGCCGCCUCUUCUACAUGUUCCAUAAAGUGCUUCUCCUCUCCGACGGCAAUCCUCUGUACUUCGGCAAGGGCUCCGCCGCCGUCGACUAUUUCUCCUCCGUCGGAUUCUCCCCCGCCGUCGCCAUGAACCCCGCCGAUCUCCUCCUCGAUCUCGCCAACGGUGUAUCGACGGGUGAGAACGGCGAAGAUCAAGCGGCGGUGAAGCAGACAUUGGUGGCGGCGUACAAAACACACUUAUCGGAAAUCGUGGAAUCCGAACUCACCGACUGCUCCGCCGAACCUCCCGUCGCCGGAGAUGACAGAACACUGAGCCGGUGGUCCAACACCUGGGUCAAUCAAUUUUCAGUGCUUUUCCGGCGAGGUAUAAAAGAGCGAAAACACGAAUCCUUCGCCGGAAUCAAAGUCGCCCAGGUUCUAAUCGUCGCCAUAGUCGCCGGACUGUUAUGGUGGCAAUCCAGCACCAGUCAUCUGCAAGAUCAGGUGGGGCUAAUGUUCUUCUACUCAGCUUUUUGGGGAUUCUACCCAUUAUUCCAGGCGAUCUUCACAUUCCCUCAAGAACGAUUGAUGCUGGAGAAGGAGCGUGCGUCGGGGAUGUACCGCCUCUCGUCGUACUUCAUGGCGCUGACCGUCGGCGACCUUCCGAUGGAGAUGGUCCUGCCGACGAUGUUCUACACGAUAACGUAUUGGAUGGCGGGGCUGAAGCCGACGGCGGGGCACUUCUUCUGGGGUCUGUUGGGGCUGCUGUACGGCGUGCUCUGCGCGCAGGGGCUGGGGCUGGCGAUCGGCGCGGCGGUGAUGAACCUGAAGUCGGCGACGGUUUUCGCGUCGGUGAUAAUGUUGACGUUCCAGCUGGCGAGCGGGUUCUUCGUGCAGAACGUGCCGAUUUUUAUCCGUUGGAUUAAAUAUAUAUCGAUCAGUCAGUAUACAUUCAAGAUCCUGGUGGCGGCGCAGUAUAAGGUUGGGGAGACGUAUCCUUGCGGCGGCGGCGGCGGCGAGGUUUGUUUGGUGGAGGAUUUUCCGGCGAUCAAGCCGGUGGGGCUGCGGGGGGUUUCGACGGCGAUCGGCGCCAUGGCGGUGAUGAUUGUUGGUUACCGUCUGAUUGCCUAUUUGGCGCUUACCAGAGUCGGUGCGUUGAAGAAGUGAUUAUUAUUAUUAUUAUUAUUAUUAUUAUUAUUAUUAUUAUUAUUAUUAUUAUUAUUAUUAUUAUU
Andrographis paniculata is the source of this 2126-nucleotide messenger RNA. Its product is annotated as ABC transporter G family member 9-like. The transcript is spliced from 3 exons. Gene Ontology annotation, molecular function: ATP binding; ATP hydrolysis activity; ABC-type transporter activity. The record is from RefSeq and is a predicted model, not a curated record. The coding region runs from base 175 to 2061 and encodes 628 amino acids. Gene Ontology annotation, cellular component: membrane. Lineage: Eukaryota; Viridiplantae; Streptophyta; Magnoliopsida; Lamiales; Acanthaceae.